CAUAGACACAACGCCUCCUCCAGUCGAUCGCUUUUCGCUCGAGCUUACAAAACGACUACCAGCUGCCUGCACACUUCCCCCCCGGCGGGCUUAUCUUUCUUUCAAAUUUUCCAAUUCCCCGAGCAUAUCUUAUCCCAUUUUAGCUUCUUCAAAAUCGAUAGAAAAUGAAGAUUCAAUUAGCUUCCUUGAUCUCCGUCCUGGCUGCCUCUGCCUCAGCUCAUUCAUGGCUCGAGUGUGUUGAUACUGAUGUUGCUAACUAUGAGGCCGCGAGAGCUAAUCCAGACCUGGAAGUUCAGCAAACUUGCAAAGGGUACCCACGCAACAAGGUUAACAAUAAUGACUGGAUUCAAGAAUCCAAGACUUAUCUCUGGGACCUUAAUAAUAACUCGUUGAAUCCUGAUGGCCUUGCUUGCCGCCCAUCCCAGACGAACAACUAUCCCGCCGGCGUUCCCAUGACCACAGCGAAACCGGGUCAAACUCUCCGCAUGCGUCAUUGGGGGAAUGGCCAUUCCCGCUACGAUAUGGGUUCUCCCCUCCACAAGGACCCUGGCGUUGUGAGAUUGUAUUACCCUGGGAAGAAGGAGACCGAUAUCAAGUUGAAGAGCGAAUUGGUAGAGCAAAACUGGAUCAGGGGUGCUCAGGCCAACUUCAGCGGGAAUGCCAUCAUUCAGAUUACCGGUGAUAAGAUGAACGAAAAGGCCAACUAUUUCGACUUUGUUGUCCCGAAUUGGGAGAAUGGUCGCCACUCGCUUGUCUGGGCCUGGGCCUGGGAAAAGUCUAUCGCUUCGAACCCUGCCAAUUUUAAUCCCACCACCGAUUACAACAACGCAUUGAUGAACUCCUGGACUACGUGCUUCGAUAUUUUGAUUGAGGGAAGUACUGCUACUGGUUCUACCGAUACCGGAUCCACUUCGCAGCCGUCCACUAGCUCAUCCGCACCAGCUACCAGUAUGUGCUCCUCAAAGACAUGCUUGAAGGGAGGGAUGGCCGCCAAUCCCUGCACUGGAUCCGACUGUCCACCGUGCUGGUAUGCAGCAGGUGACAACUACAAUUGCUUCGACUACAAGGAUGGCAAGUGCCCGUUCGGGGGAGCCUACGAUUGCGAUAAGAACCUUCAGACUCGUGGAGCUACUAGAUUCGAGCGCACACCUUUCAAAUAAGCUUAAUAUUUAAGAAUCGAAAAUUUCUGAGUCCAAAAAAAUAAAAAAAA
This is a messenger RNA of Tuber melanosporum (Perigord truffle), 1210 nucleotides long. RefSeq lists its product as uncharacterized. The coding region runs from base 165 to 1160 and encodes 331 amino acids. The record is from RefSeq and is a predicted model, not a curated record. NCBI's taxonomy places the organism in Eukaryota, Fungi, Ascomycota, Pezizomycetes, Pezizales, Tuberaceae. The transcript is spliced from 3 exons.